This is a messenger RNA of Pungitius pungitius (ninespine stickleback), 1558 nucleotides long. It is a transcript of the gene cdc123, whose product is annotated as cell division cycle 123 homolog (S. cerevisiae). Bases 21 to 1082 code for a protein of 353 amino acids. Lineage: Eukaryota; Metazoa; Chordata; Actinopteri; Perciformes; Gasterosteidae. Gene Ontology annotation, cellular component: cytoplasm. The transcript is spliced from 13 exons. The record is from RefSeq and is a predicted model, not a curated record.
GAUUUCCCACAACAGCCCAAAUGCGGAAGAUAUUUACCGAUGGACUCGCUUCCGUUACAGGAUAUUGCAGCAUGAAGAAGGAGCAAGUUGUAAACUGUCAGUUUUCGGUUUGGUAUCCGAUAUUCAAGCAACAUACAAUUAAAAGUCUGAUUCUUCCACUGCCUCAGAAUGUAAUCGACUAUUUACUGGACGAUGGCACACUGGUAGUCUCUGGGAGUGACCACAACACACAGCAGACGUACACUAACAACAGCGACUCUGAGGAAGAUAUUCAGUGGUCAGAUGAUGAGACAACAUCAACCGUCACAGCUCCUGAGUUCCCAGAAUUCACUUCUAUGGUGCUGGAGGCCAUAAACGCCCUGGGUGGACGUGUCUUUCCCAAACUCAACUGGAGCGCUCCUCGGGACGCUAACUGGAUCGCUCUCAACAGUUCCUUGCAGUGUGACAGCCUCAGCGAUAUAUUUCUGCUCUUCAAAAGUUCAGACUUCAUUACCCAUGACCUCACCAAGCCAUUCCUCCUAUGUAGUGACCAGGACUCCCCAGAUCCAGUUGUAAACUAUGAGCUGGUCCUGAGGAAGUGGAGCGAAUUGAUUCCUGGCGGAGAGUUUCGCUGCUUCGUCAAAGAAAACAAACUGAUUGCCAUCUCCCAGAGAGACUACACUCAGCACUACCAGCACGUCUUGAAGCAGGAGGAGCAGAUCCUUCACGCCAUACAGGCCUUUUUCAGCCAGCACAUCCAGUACAACUUCCUGGACGAAGACUUUGUGUUGGAUGUCUACAGAGACAGUCAGGGGAGGGUGUGGCUGAUCGACGUGAACCCGUUCGGCGAGGUGACCGACUCGCUGCUGUUCAGCUGGGAGGAGCUGACGUCCGGGGGAGAGAUCGCCCAGCUGCAGGAAGGCCCGGCGUUUCGCUGCACCACCAGCGAGGUGACGGUGCAGCCCAGUCCCUGUCUGAGCUACAGAAUCCCACGGGACUUCGUCGACCUCUCCACUGGAGAAGACGCCUACAAACUCAUCGACUUCCUAAAACUGAAGAAAAGCCAACAGGAGGAGGAGGAGGAGGAGGAAAACGCUCCAUAGUGACUCACAGGGAAAGAGCACUUAUAAGGCUUCGACUCAGCUACUCGUUACCCUCUUUCCAGUUUUAUUUCUCUGUUGGGGGGGUGGGACGAGGGGGGGCCGGCAGUGAUUAGUUGUUGUUUUUUUUUUCUUAUGGAGAGGGAACAAAUGUAAGCAAAUAUAUUCACAAACACUGUAGAGCAUCCCAGCAUUUAUACCCCUAAUAUACAAAUAUGCGUGUGUAUUAGUUUACUAAUCUUUAUUUCAGCCCAAAUAGCUGGAAAUUAAAAACUGAAUCAUACUCGGCGCACGACUCCUCGUACGCCACUGCUCGUGUGUAAAGGACAGACUUUUUUUCUAUGACCCUGAAGCCGUUCACCAGAGUCACCAUCCACACCACCCCACCCAUUGCACCUCGUCGCUCUUAUCCAGCCUUAUUAUUCCCCAUUAUGAAUCACUGUAGACUGUAAAAAUAAAUAAAAAAUCAAACACACCAU